AGUGAGGAAGAUGAUGACUUUCAAUAUAUGGAUCAUGACUAUGAAGUACCACAGCAGAAAGGUCUGAAGAAGAUAUAUAACAGGGUAAAAUGGACACGUGAUGAGGAUGAAAAGCUGAAGAAGCUGGUAGAACAAAAUGGUACAGAUGAUUGGGCUUUCAUUGCUAGUCAUCUACAAAAUCGUUCGGAUUUUCAGUGCCAGCAACGAUGGCAGAAGGUACUAAACCCAGAAUUGAUUAAAGGUCCCUGGACUAAAGAAGAAGAUCAGAGGGUUAUUGAGUUAGUUCAGAAGUAUGGUCCAAAGCGCUGGUCUCUGAUCGCAAAGCACCUGAAGGGAAGAAUAGGCAAGCAGUGCAGGGAGAGGUGGCACAACCACCUCAAUCCUGAGGUGAAAAAGUCCUCGUGGACAGAAGAAGAGGACAGAAUCAUCUAUGAAGCUCACAAGCGUUUGGGAAACCGAUGGGCUGAAAUAGCAAAACUACUUCCUGGAAGGACUGAUAAUUCAAUUAAAAAUCACUGGAAUUCAACAAUGCGAAGAAAGGUGGAACAGGAAGGAUAUUUACAAGACACUGUAAAGUCUGAAAGAGCUAAUUCAGCCACACUUCAGCCCCAGCCUAGUCUGACUGUGGAAGACUUGCACACUCAGAAUCAAUUUUACAUACCUGUUCAGACACAUAUUUCAGCAUACCAGUAUGUCACACCAGAAGGCAGCUGUCCAGAGCACCCUUCAGCUUCUUCCAACUUAGUUCAGCAGUCAUUUGUUGAUGAUGAUCCUGAUAAAGAAAAGAAAAUAAAGGAACUUGAAUUGCUACUUAUGUCAGCAGAGAGUGAAAUCAGAAGAAAACAAAUGUCUUCUCAAGCUGGAAAUGUACCUUGUUGGUCUGGAAGUUUUGUCAUGGAAGAUUGUGUGUCUAAUACACUAAAUAGCUUUGAGGAGCAAACAAGUGAGUUCUACAGCAUGGAUGAGACCCAAAGCACAUCUGUUCAGCAGAAUUCACCCCCUAAGUAUUUGGCAGUGGAAGCAAAUACAAUGUUAUCAUCUCUACAAACCAUUCCAGAUUUUGCAGAGACGUUAGAGCUUAUUGAAUCUGAUCCGGUGGCGUGGAGCGACGUGACCGUUUUUGAGCUCUCGGAGGCUGCGGGGUCUCCUGCCAAGGCAGCUCCAGUGAAGCUGAUGCGGGUGCACCACAACGAAGGGGCUGCCGAGUGCCAGUACGACGUCAGCGUCCUGCUCGGUGCUGACAAGCUCGGCGCCAUCGGCACCCAGGAAGAGGCAGUUUUACCAACAAGCCCAAACGUAAAAUUCAGCACUCCACCUACUAUCCUAAGGAAGAAAAAGAGAUUGCGUGCUGGGCAGUCACCAGUGAAGGAACUGAAUGGUGGCCCAUGUAACGAUGCCGUCGGCACUGCGCUGAAGCACACCCCUGUGAAAACACUACCAUUUUCUCCAUCACAGUUUUUCAACACUUGCUCUGGAAAUGAACAAUUCAACCUUGAAAAUCCUGCAUUUACAUCAACUCCAAUCUGUGGGCAGAAAGUUCUUAUUACAACUCCUUUACAUAAGGAAGUGGCACCAAAAGAUCAAAAGGAAAAUGUGGGUUUUAGAACUCCCACAAUUAGAAGAUCUCUUAUGGGUUCAACACCAAGGACACCAACUCCUUUUAAAAAUGCUUUGGCUGCUCAGGAAAAGAAGUAUGGUCCCCUCAAACUGAUGUCACAACCACUUGCCUUCUUGGAGGAAGACAUUAGGGAAGUUUUGAAAGAGGAAACUGGAACAGAUAUAUUUCUCAAGGAGGAAGAUGACACUGUGUAUAAAAGCUGCAAGCAGGAGCACAACUCUUCUAAAAAAGUCAGAAAAUCACUGGUCCUAGAUCCAUGGGAAGAGGAUGAUGUUGGCACCCAGCUCUUCACAGAAGAUAAUAGUUUAGAUGUACAGUCAGAGAAUGCAUAUACCACAUCUUUAUUAAUGAAGCCAUUGUUGGAAAUACAUGACAACAGAUGUAACCUGACAUCAGAAAACCAGGAUACAAGUCCAGCAAACAAAACAGAUGCAGUAAUUACGAAGAAACCGAAUGCAUGUACUUCAAAAAAUGUCAAAAUGCAGAAAGCCCUUCAGUCAAAUUGCGAAUGGGAAGCGGUGGUUUAUGGGAAAACAGAAGACCAGCUGAUCAUGACUGAACAAGCGAGAAGGUACCUGAGCACAUACACAGCUACCAACAGCACGUCGAGGGCUCUGAUACUGUGAUGGUCCUGCAGCUGCCAGCCACCUCCUCCCAGUGGGACUGACAGGGCGUUGAAGGCGAUUCCAGCACGACGCUUGGGAACUGAGUCUUGGAGAGGCUUUGCCAAGGGAAACCUUCAAGCUGCCUUAAAGCUUCCACGCUUCCUUUGUCUGAGAGAGCAGACACAAAGCUCUCGUGUGCUCUACAAAGGGAUAGUACAAACAGCUCUGCAAUGACUGGCUUAAAUAUUAAAAAAACAACACCCUAAAAUAUGAUAAAGAAAUAAGUUGCAGUGCUGACAACACAGUUUUUAGGUCUUUUUUUCAUAUUUAUUCCUUUG
Merops nubicus (carmine bee-eater) is the source of this 2561-nucleotide messenger RNA. It is a transcript of the gene MYBL1, whose product is annotated as v-myb avian myeloblastosis viral oncogene homolog-like 1. Gene Ontology annotation, molecular function: RNA polymerase II cis-regulatory region sequence-specific DNA binding; DNA-binding transcription factor activity, RNA polymerase II-specific. The coding region runs from base 28 to 2244 and encodes 738 amino acids. Gene Ontology annotation, cellular component: nucleus. NCBI's taxonomy places the organism in Eukaryota, Metazoa, Chordata, Aves, Coraciiformes, Meropidae. The transcript has 15 exons. Gene Ontology annotation, biological process: regulation of DNA-templated transcription. The record is from RefSeq and is a predicted model, not a curated record.